Messenger RNA from Gekko japonicus, 690 nucleotides. Its product is annotated as zymogen granule membrane protein 16-like. Bases 1 to 690 code for a protein of 229 amino acids. The record is from RefSeq and is a predicted model, not a curated record. NCBI's taxonomy places the organism in Eukaryota, Metazoa, Chordata, Lepidosauria, Squamata, Gekkonidae. The transcript has 4 exons.
AUGGCUCUGGCACACAAAGGAGGGUGGAAGAAAACAACAGAGAAGGAAAUCGACUUUGUAUAUAAAUGGCUGAGUGUUUCAAGAGGCACCAUUUUAACGCAACAACAGAAGGAGCCAGGACAGGCGGUGGACUCCAGAAGACAAGAAGCUCCUUUGAUACUGCAGCCCCGAUCAACUAAAAUUUAUUUACUUUGCUUAAUGAGAUUGUUAUUCUGUGGCACGGCAUCUAGUGGAGCAAUUAAGAAACGCUCUGCUUCCCAUUCUGGUGAGUAUGGGGGGAACUCAGGCUCCCGCUUCUCGCACACCGUAAACCAAUUGGAUGGACCCAUCACUUCCAUUAAGAUUCGAGUCUACUCCUCAUACAUUACGGGUCUCCAGGUCCGUUAUGGGAGAGACUGGAGUGAUUACGCAGGUGGCCCAUCAGGAGAACUGCAUCAAGUCGUACUCCACCGGGGAGAGGACAUUACCCUGGUCUCUGGGAUGGCUGACUCUUAUCUCCGCAAGCUUGAAUUCCAUACCAGCCUUGGGCGCCACUUUUCUUUUGGGACUAAUACAGGCACUGCUUUUAGUGGAAUUGCACUCUUCCCAAAUGCUGUCCUGAGUUACAUAAGUGGCCGCGCUGAUUCUUCCUAUGUGUAUGCCAUCAGUUUCCAUUGGAAUGUCAAACGCUCUACAGGAAAUCAGGCAUGA